Drosophila simulans is the source of this 1209-nucleotide messenger RNA. RefSeq names its product pickpocket protein 28. The transcript has 3 exons. The record is from RefSeq and is a predicted model, not a curated record. Lineage: Eukaryota; Metazoa; Arthropoda; Insecta; Diptera; Drosophilidae. Gene Ontology annotation, cellular component: membrane. Gene Ontology annotation, biological process: sodium ion transmembrane transport. The coding region runs from base 16 to 1209 and encodes 397 amino acids. Gene Ontology annotation, molecular function: ligand-gated sodium channel activity.
CAGCCCUGCAAGUCAAUGGUUAUUCACUGUCGUUUUGGCGCCGAUGAUUACGAAUGUGCACGUUUAUUUCACCCCAUUGUGACCGACGAAGGUCUAUGCUGUGUUUUUAAUAUGCUGCACCCCAGGUUUAUGUACCGGAAAAGAGUUCCCUACUCGCAUCGGAAUAUAAGUCUGCCUGAGGGAUUCCAUGCAGUCAAUUGGCAUGCCGAGUUGGGCUAUCGCAAGCGAGGCUUUCAGCCGGACGGGGAUAAUCCACUUUAUCCGCGACGAGCCCAAGGAACAGGGGAAUCAUUGGGGCUAUCGCUGACCCUGGAUGUCCAGGCGGAUGCCUACUACUGCUCCUCAUCCAGCAGCGUUGGCUUCAAGAUCGCCCUGCACAGCCCGAAUGAAUCGCCGAAUGUCCGGGAGACCGGAGUCCUAUUGGCACCCGGAAUGGAGACCAAGCUGCGCAUAGAUCCGUCGAAAAUCCUUACGGAGAAGCACCUACGCAAUGUGGACCGUCGGAGCAGGCGUUGUUUAUUCCACAAUGAGCUGAAACUUCGCUGGUUCGCCCACUACACCCAGAGAAAUUGCGUGGCGGAGUGCCUUUCCGGCUGGCUAAUCCGCCACUGCGGCUGUGUGACCUUCUAUAUGCCCCGAUUGAACGCAAACGACACUAUAUGCCCACUGCACAAGAGGGAAUGUGUGGAGCUUAUUCGAUUUAGAACCAUAAUAGCGAUGGAAUCCUGUCUUGACGAGUGCCUGCCAUCGUGUUUCGAUCUCACCUUCAGCGCAAUUGCCUAUUCGACGAGAAUAUCGCAAGACGGCUUUAGGGAGACACCUUCGAAUGGUGGUUGGAACUUUACCGAUGCCUAUGUGGAGCGCAGUGUGGCGGUGGUGAAUAUGUAUUUUAAGGACCCAACUUUCCGAGCAAACAAGCAGACCGAGUUCAUAGGCUUUUCCGAUUUUCUAUCUGGCGUUGGAGGUCUCAUGGGAUUAUUCCUCGGCUUCAGCUUUCUAUCCAUUGCAGAGUGUGUGUACUUCGCCUUGAUUCGUCCCUGUCGCACUUGCUCGGAGAUUCGACAACUUAAUCAGCCAAGGGUACAUCAAAUGAACUUAAAGAGGGGUCCGACCCCUGGCAACAUCAAAUACAUUUCAGCAGCCGAUUGGUUUCAGGCCGAGUUGGCACAUCAGCAGCCCAAUAACAGGCAGCACUUUAAUCCUGCUUAA